GCGGGAUUGUUGCGGGCGUGUGAGGCGAACCGUCAUGGGGUUGCCGCCGUCCGCCUCACUUUGCCUAUCUCCUGCAGGCUCACCACCCCCAACCUGUAAGGUGGAACACACCCAGAUGGAUGGGUUCCCACCCUGGUGAGAACCGACAUUGCAAAGGCCGUAUGUGGCGUCUGUCCUUGCAUGCAGGCAUUGUAGAGGCAGGUUCUGACGACUGAGAAGCCGAAGCGGUGAGGAUACCGAUCAGAGCUGUGCCGAAAAGGCAAGACAAAGUGCUCCUUUUGUCUUGCUUGGUGCAAUAACAUGCCUUGGGAACUCGUAAUAUCGACUCCGUUGCAGCGUAAGAGGAUUGGCACCCCGAAUCAUCGCAUUGUUGGCGAAGAUAAAUACCUUGUUCUUCCUCCUGGUCGCCAGUAUCUCACGACGACUUGCGCCAUCUUGCUCAUCCAAUGUGCUCGGGCAGACAGCUCAUAUUUUCCAUGCCCAAGCAUCUGCCAUGCCUUCGUCAACAGAGAUGAACAGAUACUGGAUUCCCCGGUUGGAUAUUCACAAGAAGAUUAUCACUCAAGAGCUUCCCUACUAUCUCGGGCCAGAUGCAACGGUCAGGCCGUACACAAAUGAGGGAGAAGAUGGAUUCCUCAUCACCACUCCAGGCCCUUGCUUGACAGAUGAGCAGAUCGACGAUAUCUGUAGGAAGUCCAAAGAAAUAUGGGAGCGUCAGGCGGCCAUUAGAGCCCAAGAAGCAGACAAACCCCUCAAAAGACCGUUGCAUCAGCCGGUGGUGAUAUCCCGAGGGUCAAACGACUCGUCAAGAAGGAGACAUGACGCACACCGAAGCCACGAGCGACAUCGACGUUACGACGACCGGCGGCGGGAGUGAAGUCGGGUGGAUCGGUGGAGUCGACUGUGUUGAAUGAGAUCUCGCAUUGGGCCAAGUCUUUUUGGAUCUAGGCAUUUGAAUUUCCAGGCGUUGCAGGCGGUCGGGUUAGCCCUUUCAUGCAUACGGAAGGAAUUUGUGGGAUUCGAUGAUUCGAGACAUGCGCAAAAGGUCGCGUCUCUUGUGAGGGGGGUCGAGUUGUGUGGCCUGGUGGCCGCAGCAAACGGUGGACCCGACCGAACACUCGUUCUUUUGACUGGAUGGGCGUCAGGCGAAACGAAGCAGUAUUAUAACCAGAUUUUUGUUUGAUUGGGACGAGAAGAGUAUGUGUCCCGAAACCACCCAGCAGCAGUCUGCCAUCUGGCAUUUUUGG
Colletotrichum scovillei is the source of this 1247-nucleotide messenger RNA. RefSeq lists its product as uncharacterized. The record is from RefSeq and is a predicted model, not a curated record. The transcript has 3 exons. NCBI's taxonomy places the organism in Eukaryota, Fungi, Ascomycota, Sordariomycetes, Glomerellales, Glomerellaceae. The coding region runs from base 494 to 877 and encodes 127 amino acids.